Molecule: messenger RNA, 1144 nt
Organism: Triticum aestivum (bread wheat)
Lineage: Eukaryota; Viridiplantae; Streptophyta; Magnoliopsida; Poales; Poaceae
Product: sperm-associated antigen 1A
Exons: 6
Coding region: 385-876 (163 amino acids)
Molecular function (GO): protein binding
Source: RefSeq, a predicted model, not a curated record
GUCUUGGUACGCCGACGGCGGGCGCAGGAGCCACGUACACUGGAGAGCAGAGCAGUGGUUCCGGUGCGGCAGCAACACCGAGCCCAUCCGCUGCGCCACCUUUAACGGGGCGAGCUCCAGAGUCCAGACCAAAGCAAAGCUAGGAAGAGGCAGCGCGCUGACACAGAGAGAGAAGACGGGCCCCAACCCCCCACGCUGGCCGCAGCGCAGGGUUCUCCGUCGUCGCCGCCGGGAAGCUUCCGACCGAUCCGCGGGCGAGAUCGCCGGCCAUGGACGCUCCGGCUCCGUUCAUCUACUGCCCCCCCGCCGGCGACGCCGACGACGCCGUUGGGUAGGUUGCCAAUAGAGUUUGCUGCGGUGCGUGAUUGCAAGGAAGAAGUUGAAAUGUUGUUUCCUUUGACUUCCCCAAUUCCAAAUGUCCGAAACUGGAGUAUCGAGGGAGUAAUUUCUUAUGCAAAAAUUGAAGAAAAAAAGCCAAUGGAGCAAAAGCACGUUGAAAGAAGAAUGGCUUUCUUAAAGUUACAGGCUAAUACGGCAUUCAAGCAGGAGUAUAAGUUGGCAUCAAAGUUGUAUGGUUUGGCAAUAGAUCAUGCAGAGAGUGCAACACUGUAUGCAAACAGGAGUCUUUGUAAACUGCUCAUGGGUGAUGGUGAAGGUGCUUUGUCAGAUGCUCUCAGGUGCAGAAUGCUGCGGCCUGAUUGUGCAAAAGCUUGCUACCGUCAAGCUACAGCUCACAUGCUACUCAAGGAGUAUAAACAAGCCUGUCAUGCUCUCUUGGAUGCACAAAAGCUGGAUCCUGGGAAUGCUGAAAUUGAGCGUGAACUGCGGAAGGCUAGGGAACUCAUGAAGAAUCAUCCUGCUGAAGGCGAGCAGUGAAGGGCGUGCAUGUGUUGAACUGCAGGCUGCAACAUGUGCCGGUUCUUACUAAAAGUGGAGUCAGCAUCAACUUCUAAUCCUUGUGUUUUUUAUUUGAACCAAAAGGCUGAAACGUGUCGCGAAUGUUGCGUCUUCAGAUUGCUAAGGAGAUGAGAUUUUCUUGUCUGGCCCUUGGAUCAUAGUGGCCAGUUCCUUUUGCUUUUGGAUGAGUAUGUAUGCAAUUCCAAUUAUCCAGUUUCUGUGCAAGGCUUCUUAUCUUUCAUGAUCA